Closterium sp. Naga37s-1 is the source of this 1515-nucleotide messenger RNA. The record is from the annotation of a GenBank genome assembly. NCBI's taxonomy places the organism in Eukaryota, Viridiplantae, Streptophyta, Zygnematophyceae, Desmidiales, Closteriaceae.
AUGGUUGCGAAGCACACCGCGCACCACGACAUUUGGGAGUAUAGGGCCCUAAGGCCACACCUACUGACUAAGGGGGAGACCUUCCCGGAGGGGGGCUACGAUGGAGUUCCCGACAAGAAGGUGAAGAAUCGGCCACACGUGGCUUCGUGGCCCAAUGUGCCGGCGUUGCAGACCCCGAGCGCGAAGGGCGAGGCAGGCGGCAUUGAGCGCUUUGUUACGGCGAGGCUGAGUAAGAUGAAGCUUCGUGCGGCGAUCAUGAAGCUUGUGGUGACCGGCGACUUGCCCUUUCGCAUCGUCGAGCUGAAUGCGGGCGUGAUCCCAUCACGCUGGACGGUGGCACGCAACACCGUCGUCCUUGCUGACUUGGCGCUCGAGGCGGCGAUUGCUGAGCUGGCCUCUACAACCUGUGCCGUGCCGUACAGCACCGACAUGUGGACAGGCCCGAACGGCAAGGCCUACAUGGUGCUGACAGGUCACUUCAUGUCGGAGCAGUGGGAGUUGCGCCAGGUGAUUCUUGCUUUCGUCGAGAUGCCUGACGGGCAUGGGGGGAAGGAUAUCGCUACGGCGGUGGAGAAGGUGGUGGAGCAGUGGAAGUUGCAGACGCGUUGCCUCGGUCUCACGACCGACAAUGCGUCUGCAAACGUCGUUGCUCUUCGGCACCUCUCGGAGGAGGGUGACUUCUCGGGGUGCAUGUCGCACAUCGUGAACCUGGCAGUGCAAUCUGGGCUGGGUGUGGAGUCGAUGCAGGGGCCCCUGAAGAAGGUGCUGGACAUUGCCUCGUGGGUGGGCAUGUCGCCCAAGCGAGGAGCCGCCUUCAUUGCGCUCCAGGUUCAAAAUGGACCGCUGCCCAAUGGGCCGCACAAGCUCGUUCAGGACAGUCCUGUGCGCUGGGGGUCCACACACGAGAUGGUUCUGCGCUUUCUGCUGCUGAGGCCCUUCAUCGACAUGCACUUUGCCCGCGAGCAGGGGUCGACCUACCCCACUGUGUCGAUGGUGCUGCCGUACUUCAACGGCCUCAUCGACAGCCUGGAGAAGAAGCUGCACACAGGCACGCACGAACUAGUUCGUCCACUCAUGGCUGCCGCGCUGCAGCACCUGAAGAAGUACGAGUUUGCCGUCGGGGAAGAGUACCGGAUCGCGACCUUCUUGGAUCCGUCCAUGAAGGCCGAGUACUUUAGGAUGACAAACUGGGAGCUUCAGCAUCCAGGCAUUGUGGCAUGUGAGGGUGGGCGGCUUAAGCCACGUAGGAGUGCGGACACGGUGGUGAGCUUGGUGCGAUGCCGAGUGGAGGAGUACCAGGCUCGAGCAGCACGUGAUGCUCCCACCCCACCACCAGCACCACCAGCAGCAGUGGUGACACCGUUCGAGGACGACGACGACGAGUUCGUGUUCUCUAGGGCGCAGCUCCGCAGUGGAGAACAGGCACCACCAGAGUUGGCGCUGGAGGGGGAGGGGCUAGACAAGGGGGAUAACGAGGAGGUUGUUGCUGUGGCGGGAGGAGGGGGAGUUGAGUGA